GGGAUGAGCUAAAUGAAACAUGCGAAUCGUUGAUGCGACACAGCCAAGUCGCAAGCAAAUACAGACCAACACACAGAAGAGCGAGGCAGAAUGAAAAAUUUUGUGAAUGUUAGAAUGAGAAAAAUGAUAGAUACACAUAAAAAUCGCGCGAUAAUGCUGGUUGGGUUUGAUCAGUGCACUCGUAGACCUUUUGUAUUGUGUUGUACGUAGCUUGCGCGCCAAAAUUUUAAGAGUGCGCGGAGAGUGAAUGUUUUUUUUGGGGAUGUGGGAAUGAGAUAGAGAGACAAAUUUCGCUGCACAUUAACAUAUACAUUCUCACUGCACGGAUUAACACUAGAACCGCCGAUGGGACUUUUUUGUCCCAUCGCACUCGAAAAAGGGGUGUUAUUCCGCUUGCCGUCGUGACAAACUAUUGAAAUUUUCUGACUUUUAUUUAUUUUGAACGAUCUUUUGAAUGCGCUAAUAAAAAUAAUUGUAAUCCAUAUGGUUCUUUAAAAAAAAUCAUUUUUAUCCUAGAACCGCCAUAUGGGACAUUUUUGUCCCAUAAGCAAUUUUAAUUGUGAUGGCUGCAACCCUGCUGUCAACGAGUGAGGGGUUUGCUUCUGCAAGUCUGGCAGCACUGGCGUGUACGCAUUUUGUGACAAGGCAUGUCAAUACGAAUAGAACAAUAAAAGUGCGCGAAAGUAUUUAACUACAUACGUACUUUUACUGUUGCUUACUACGUGCUUAUGUUUUCGCUAUAUUCAAUCGUCUAGUCCAUAAAAGCAUUCUACCGUACACUCUAGCGCAAUUUUAUUAGUAGCACUGGUUCGUCGUCUUAUAAAGAUUUAUUAUACCUAAUUAUGGAGUUUAUUAAUUAUUUUACCAUAUGAAACCCUUAGGAAAUAAUAAACAUGUCUAAAUAUGUGCACAUAACGAAUGGGACAAAAUUGUCCCAUGUGGCGGUUUUAGUAAGGUUGAAAAGUCCGGCGGUUCUAGUGUUAACGGCAUUUUUAGGCGCCACAACAGCUCGCGAGCAUUGACCACACGCGAGAAAGAGAUAGCGCUAUGGAGCGAAAAAGCACGGACGACGGCUGACAUCGAUUGGCCGUCUGACGCACAAACACAUCCAAACCUUCGACAGCGCGCUCAGGUGAGGGGUAUGAGGCGGAGCCAGGGACGGGCAGCUCGACGAGCUGCUCGACAAAUUUGCUGUUGGAGAGAAAAGGAAGGCAUGAUAAAAUUCUCAGAACGGUAUGAUUUCUUCCGUCCCUUUGCGCAGCGGGAACCGCGAUGGCGGGAGGUGGUGAGAGGAUAAAAAGGCCGGAGGACGGAGUCCCGGCCUCUUUUCGCGUCAGUUACUCGGAGAAUAAAUACUAAUUUUGUGAUUUUUCGCCACUAAGAAAUAUCUACGAAACUUUGUUUUGAGUACCUUUUCGCAACACUAAGGUAUAUUAGAGUAUCGUUGUUUUCUGUGUUUAUUUCGUUUACUUUUAGUGAAUUUUGAGUUGUUUUGUUUUGAAUAUUGAAGUGGAUGUUUUCGUUUAUUUUUUUGCAAUGUUAUCUUCUUUGCUAGUUACAUCUAAUCUCCUUUUUUCCGAGUAUGGGGUUUUUUGUAUUGUCGGAUACUUCUUCUUCUUCUUUGGCUCAACAACCGAUGUCGGUCAAGGCCUGCCUGUACCACUUAUGAGCUUGACUUUCAGUGACUAAUUGAUUCCCCCCCAUAGCAGGAUAGUCAGUCCUACGUUUGACGGCACGGUCUAUUUGGGGAUUGAACCCAUGACGGGCAUGUUGUUAAGUCGUAUGAGUUGACGACUGUACUACGAGACCGGCUUAAUUGUUGGAUACUAUUUUUGAAUAAUUGAUUGUGGUGUAGAUUCGAGGUACUAUUGGCGCAACUUCUCUUCUUAUUCUGCGAGCUUCUCUGAUCGUGAUUCUUUUUUCCGUUUGUAUUUUUUUAUUUCAACCUUCAAUCUUCCCAAAUUGGGCACUCUUUAUCAAGUGAUGAAUGGUUUUCACCACAUGCUGUGCAUUUUAAUGGGUUGUUGCAGACUUCAUGAUAUAAAUCGCCGCAUUUUGCACAUGUUUUUUCCCUACUACAAUAUUUUUUAAGUAUGGCCAAAACGCAUACACUUCAUACAUCUCAUUGGGUUAGGAAUGAAAAGUUCUACUCGUUCUGAAAAAUAUCCUAUAUCCACUUUUCUGGGAAGCACUGUAGUUUUAAAUGUCUGAAUGGCCGUUCUCGUGUUGUACAUUUCACCAUUUUGUCCUCUCCUCUUCAUAAUGUAAACCUCUGUAACAUUUUGUGGUUGUAAACCUUCCAAUAACUCUUGUUCAGUCAAGAACUUACAGGCAUCACAACGAAUUACUUCCUUACUCGUGUUUAAAGUUUUGUGCUCGUACACCUUCACUUUCAUGCAGUUAUCGCCGUGGUUUAGAUUUAUAUUGUAUAAUUUCUUGGCUUCUUUGUGAUUUCUCAUUCUCAUGAGCAGUUUGCCGUCUCUCAGCAUGGUGGUUUGUAAUGGCUUUCCUCCAAUCGCCAUCUCCGUCGUCUUUGCGAACAGAAAGGGAUUGUAGUUUGCUAAACUUUUUCCCUUAGUGUCACUCUCCACAACCAUGAACACCUCCUCUGUUUUUUCCUGUUCGUUAAAGUUUAUAUUUAUUCUACCACCUCUCAUUUUCCUUCUUUUUUGAGUUUUUUAUUGUUGUGUCUCCCAAAAUGCCGAAGUAAGACCCGAAGGUCCUACCUCCUCCCGGGUCGUCGACCUACGCGGAAACACUUCACUUAUAAUUUCUUUUCCCACUUAUGAUAUAUGUAAUUAUCUUUUAUUGAUUUAAAUGAAAAAAAAAGAAAAGGGUCCCAAGAAGGGAAUUGCAACACUGUAGAUAUUUUCGUUUGUAUAUUUAUUUAUUUCUCUGAUCUUUUAUAUAAAAUAUAUACGGAAUGGAAAAAAACGGUUUUGACUACAAAGUAACUCGACCACUUUGACCUACGAUUUAACCUGGAGUCCAUCAUCAGUCCAUCCAUCCACUUUGACGCACAAGAUCCUAACCCUAACACAACCCUGACGUUUGUUUACCUAACUGGUAUGACAGCCGUUUGUUUCCCUAACUCGUAUAAUCACGCGGUUCGUCGGCACGGUUACAAAUGUAACAUUCUCCCCACCGGUAUGCUACUUUAGAGGCCUACCUUCGUUGUGCCGACAUCCAAAAGCGCAAAAUUUACAGCUGGUUGCUCAAACAACCCGCUCAUCGUUUGCACCGUCACGCGCCGCACCUGAUGGUCGCUCGUACGACACACCUUGACGAUUCGUCCCUUUGGCCAGCAGUUUCUCUGGUUGUUUCCAUCCGCAAUCAACACCAGAUCCCCCUCUUCUAAUGGUGUCGUCGGCUGGUACCACUUGGUUCGUCUUGUCAGCGUCGGACCUACGCACGGAUGGGAUGGAAUCAUCGAGCGCGAGUGGUGGCUUGCUUCCAUUCGAGCUACCUAAAAUAAAGUGAUUUGGCGUUAACGGGGAUUUAGCCUCGUCUUCAACCGGUACGUCUGUCAACGGUCUCGAAUUGACGAUCAACUCCACUUAACUCAAUCUAGCACGGAGCAGCUCGUCGAUGGGGUUAUGGGGAAGAUCAAAGGACGAAAGCGUCUUCUUUACGGACUGGAAGUUUUUCCCAUGACCCUUCAAAGUGGGGUGAUGCUGGAGGGUUGAACACCCAUUUCGUCCCUGGUUGCACGAAUUCUGCCAUCAGCCGGUCCGAAUCGACUAGUGCGGAUGCUUCUUUAAGCUCACGCGAUGCGCCUACAAAAUUGGCGCCCCGAUCACUCACAAACUCCAGUGGCGUGCCCUUCCUGGCGACGAAAUUGCGAAUCGCAAAUAUGCACGAGUCAGUAGAUAGACUGCUCGCAAUCUCAAUGUGUAUGCCCCUGGUGGUGAGGCAAGUGAACAUCAGUCCCCUCCGUUUUUCGGUUCUCCUGCCCACCGCGACUAUCAUUGGUCCAAAAUAGUCAAUGCCAGUGUAGGAGAAAGGUUGUUGAUAGGCCGCCAAUCGUUGAUACGGGAGGUUUCCCAUCGCAGGAUUCUGAGGUUUAGCACGACGAACCUUGCAGUACUGGCAGCUGUGUCUCACUCGAGUGUAAGCUGUUUUUAGUCGCGAGAGAUGAUACUUCAGCCUUAUCUCGUUUAUUGCAGUUUGGUGAUUCGCGUGUCGGUAUCUUUCGUGGUACCAACUGAUCAGCAGAUCGGUCACAUAGUGUGAACUUGGGAUGAUAAUAGGUCUUUUAGCGUCAUCGCCAACCCACACGCAUUGAUCGAUCCUUCCCUUUAUUCGAAGAACUUCGUAUUUAUCGACAAACGGACUUAGUUUGUACAGUGGGUUCGAUUUUUUAAGUGGCUGCCUCCAUGGGUGUUUUUGCAGCUCACUGUCGUUCAACGGUCGAAUGACAUCUGCAUAUUCAUCACGUUGGUCUUGCCGGUAAAUUGCAUGUUCUGCACCUUGCAAUUCUUCUUGCGUUAGUGCUCCCGAUCGCCUGGCUUCCCUGGAUGUUCCUGAGCGGGAGUUGUGUAUAAAGCGGUAAACGUACGCAACCAGUCUUAGGAGUCUUUUCCACUUAGAAAAACGAGUGAAAUGUAUUACCGGUUCGUUAAAUGCGUGGUGCAGUAAGUGGCGACGCACUUCUUCUUCCGUUUCGCGUAGCUGCACCGUCGUAUCCGACCACUCGCUGGAUGGUUUCCACAGAAACCCAAGUAGCAACCCAAGCUUUUUUCUCCCAGUUUCAACCCCCUCAUGUCCAAAAACUGCCUUCGCUUACUAUUCCUAUCCCGUUUCUACAUUCUACAACGUUGGUUGCGUUCUCGCUCAUCAGGGUGUUAGUCAAUUCUCUCUUGCCACACGAAGAGAAUUCUCCUGCACACUUCGUGUGUUUGAUUCUACCCAUCCCUGUUGAACAAAAGUCAUUUUCUUCCAUCGCACUCAUCUGAGUGUUUGCUCUUUAUAUCCAAGCCAAAGAGCGACUCCAGUGUGCUCUGAACCGUGGAUGUGAGAGUGUGUGUUUGUGUGCUGCGUGAACUAUUUUUCCUGCGUGAAACACUUUCCAUACUGCGCCAUCCGCGGUGUUCUUUCUGCUUCAUCGGAGGACGAAUUGUUAUGUUUAUGUUUAUUUGUCUAUCGAUGGACCAUAAUCCCGAACCAAAGAUCGAUCAUAAGAACAAUCGCAAAAAUCUAUGAUCCUUUGGGGAUUGUGGAUACAGUUAAAGCAAAAGCAAAACAAUUCAUGCAAAGAGUUUGGUCAUUAAAAAGAGAAAAUGGUGACUCAUACGGGUGGGAUGAAGAAAUUCCACAGCAAAUGAGACAAGAGUGGGAAUUGUUUGAGAUGCAGUUAACACAUUUACAAGAAGUACAAGUACCAAAAUGCGUAACGAUAGUAGGAGCACGUAAUAUUCAAAUACACGGAUUUUGUGAUGCUUCUGAAGAGGGUUAUGGAGCUUGCGUAUAUGUGAGGAGCACGAAUGAAGAGGAAAUAGUUUCGCGAUUAUUUGUAUCGAAAUCAACGGUCACUCCAUUAACUACAACACACAAUAGCUAGAUUAGAACUAUGCGCAGCUCAUUUAUUAGGAAAGCUAUUGGUGAAACUCAAAAGGGCCACAGAAGAUCAAUACGAAACAUUUUGUUGGACAGACUCUAGCACAGUAAUUUAUUGGUUGAAAUCGUCUCUAAGUCGUUGGAAAACAUUCGUGGCGAAUAGAGUAUCACAAAUACAAAAUGCAACAAAAGAAUUUGAAUGGAGGCAUGUGCCUGGGAUUCAUAAUCCAGCAGAUGCGGUUUCGAGAGGUAGAAAUCCCGAAGAGAUUGUUGAGGAUAAGCUUUGGUGGCAUGGACCAGAUUGGCUAGUCAAAGACCCAGAACAUUGGCCUAAAAAUACAGAGUCAGGAAACACUUGAGAGACAGCGAAAGAAGAAAAACAAACAAAAACUACAUUAACAUGUAUGGUGAAAGAGGAAAGUUUUAUAAACAAACUAUGCGAGAGAGUAGGCUCAUUCACAAAACUAAAAAGGAUUGUCGCAUAUUGUCAUCGUUUCUUCGAUCGUAAGCGAAUCAAUCGCAAAUCUUAUUUUGAGUUGAGGGAACUAAAACGAGCUGAAAAGACAAUCAUUCGAUUGGUUCAAAAUGAAGUCUAUGCAACUGAAUACGAGUGUAUCAAACAAGGGCAACAAGUAGUGCGAAAAUCACCAUUGAGAGCAAUUACACCAAUAUUGGACAAAGAUAAUGUCAUGCGAGUAGGAGGUCGGUUGUCAAACGCCGACAUAAAAGACGAACAAAAACAUCCUGUUAUUAUUCCAGGAAAGCACUGGAUUGCAGAGUUGAUUGCCGACAAGUACCAUAAGAUACUUCGUCAUGCUGGGCCUCAACUGAUGAUAAACACUAUGCAGUUAAGGUUUUGGAUAGUGGGAGCGCGCAAUGUAGCGAAACGUACAGUUUACAACUGUGUGAAAUGUACUCGUUGUAGACCAAAACUGAUUCAGCAGCCAAUGGCUGAUCUUCCAGAGCAGAGGGUGAGACAAGCUAGACCGUUCUCAAUUAGCGGUGUGGACUACGCAGUACCGAUAAUGGUAAAGGGCACACACCGACGGGCGGCGCCCACAAAAGGCUAUAUUUCAAUAUUUGUUUGUUUCGUAACAAAAGCAGUUCAUAUCGAACUUGUAUCAAAUCUAUCCUUUUCUGCAUUUUUAGCUGCACUGCGUCGAUUCGUUGCGAGGAGAGGGCAUGCUACGGAAUUGCAUUCGGAUAACGGCACAAACUUCCGAGGUGCGAACAAUAAGUUGCGCGAACUGUACAAAUUACUAAAUUCUGAUACACACCAAGACGAGGUUGUAGGAUGGUGCGCCGAACGAGACAAGAAGGAAGUUUACACCCCCAGCUGCACCACAUUUUGGAGGUCUGUGGGAGGCCGCGGUGAAAUCUAGGAAAUUUCAUUUAAAGCGCGUGUUAGGUACAGGACAUUUAACGUUUGAAGAUUUAUUAACCUUAUUAGCCGAAUUAGAAGCAUGUCUAAAUUCUCGUGCGAUAACGGCAAUAUCAGAAGAUCCAAAUGAUGUGGAAGUACUUACCCCAGGGCAUUUUUUGGUAGGGAAUCACUUACAAACGGUCCCGGAGGUAGAUAUCGCAGAUGUGCCAACAAACAGAUUAAACCAUUGGAGACUGAUACAAAAACACAUGCAACACAUUUGGAAUCGUUGGCAUCGAGAAUUCUUAAGUACAUUGCAGAAGUGAGCUAAGUGGAACAAAAAUGCUAUAUCGAUUGAGCCAGGAAGAUUACUAAUCCUACAAGAAGACAAUGUUGCAGUAUGUAAAUGGCCGAUGGCAAGAGUGGUGGAAGGAAAAUAUGGUGUUACACGAGUAGUAACGUUGAAAUGCGCAAAUGGCAAAGAAAUUCGUAGGCCAAUUCAUAGAAUAGCCCCUUUGCCAAUAGAAUCGUAAAUUGAAAUCAAUAAUUGGAAUCAUGUGGAAUUAAGAUGAGGAAUUUUCAAAAUCAAAUAGGAAUAUGAAAAUGAAUUCAAUCAUUACUAAAUAUUAAAAACAUUCGUUUUUGGUGACCGGGAAUGUUGGCGCCAAGAUGGCUGCAAACUUAUAGAAUUUAAGAUUAUAGGAAAAUGGUACAUAGGAUUACGUUAGUAUUAGUGUUAACAGGACUGUCAGGGUUAUGAUGAAAAUAUAAGAGAAUUAGUAGCAAUCAGA
Molecule: messenger RNA, 7710 nt
Organism: Anopheles gambiae (African malaria mosquito)
Lineage: Eukaryota; Metazoa; Arthropoda; Insecta; Diptera; Culicidae
Exons: 2
Coding region: 5961-6938 (325 amino acids)
Molecular function (GO): nucleic acid binding
Source: RefSeq, a predicted model, not a curated record